AUGCAGCGGGUUCACGAUCACCUGCUGCUAGAAGAAGAAUACGUCGAGAACAUGGAGCGCCUGCGCAAGACCAAGGCCCAGGCUGCACUCGAUACCGCCAACCGAAGCGACCUCGAGCUCGCAGACAGAAACGCAGAUGAGAGAAGCCGGGUUGAUGAUAUGAGAGGCAGUCCCAUGGGCGUGGGCAACCUGGAAGAGCUGAUCGACGACGAUCACGCGAUCGUCUCCAGCGCUACUGGCCCCGAGUACUACGUCUCAAUCAUGUCGUUCGUUGAUAAGGACUUGCUUGAGCCUGGUGCCAGUAUUCUUCUGCACCACAAGUCGGUCUCCGUGGUUGGUGUGUUGACCGAGGAGUCCGAUCCCCUCGUCUCCGUGAUGAAGCUCGACAAGGCACCGACGGAGUCUUACGCAGACAUUGGUGGUCUUGAGACCCAGAUUCAGGAGGUCCGCGAAUCCGUCGAACUUCCGCUGCUCCACCCUGAGUUGUACGAGGAGAUGGGUAUCAAGCCGCCUAAAGGUGUUAUCCUGUACGGUGCCCCGGGUACCGGAAAAACCCUGCUGGCCAAGGCUGUCGCCAAUCAGACCAGUGCCACUUUCCUUCGUAUUGUUGGUAGUGAGCUUAUCCAGAAGUAUCUUGGAGAUGGUCCUCGCUUGGUUCGACAGAUCUUCCAGGUUGCGGCCGAACACGCCCCAUCCAUUGUAUUUAUUGAUGAAAUCGAUGCUAUUGGUACCAAGCGUUACGACUCCACAUCCGGCGGUGAGCGAGAAAUUCAGCGUACUAUGCUGGAGUUGCUUAACCAACUGGAUGGUUUCGACGACCGGGGUGAUGUCAAGGUGAUCAUGGCCACCAACAAGAUCGAGACUCUGGAUCCCGCUUUGAUCCGUCCGGGACGUAUUGACCGAAAGAUUCUCUUCGAGAACCCCGACCAUGACGUCGACUUGGAUGAGUUCAUCAACCAGAAGGAUGAUCUUUCUGGUGCUGAUAUUCGGGCCAUUUGUACCGAGGCCGGUCUCAUGGCUCUGAGAGAACGCCGGAUGAGAGUGCAGAUGGACGACUUCCGCGCUGCCAGGGAGCGCAUCAUGAAGACCAAGCAGGACGACAAAAUGGAAGGAUUCGACGAGGAAGCCUUUAAGAAGUUCUUUCCAGCAAGCUUUGGCCGGCAGGAGAAGAAAACUGAUGUGAGCACUCAGAUCGAUCGCACCAAGCGCGCCGAGGUAGCUGCGAAAGUCGACAGCGAUGACGAGAAGACGCGAUCGAACACCGAGGUCACUCCUGAGGAAGCAACCAUCCUUGAACCAGCGGCCCGGGAGGUGAGGCCUGAUAUUAGCAAUGGAAGCGACGAUUCCGACUCAGACGACUCCGACUCAGAAGACGAUGAGGAUGAGUUUCCGGUCUCCCACGAGAUGCUACUCAAGACCCAUGACCGGGCAGUGACUACAUUGACCGUUGACCCGGCGGGUUCGCGGUUGAUCACCGGCUCCACGGACUGCACUAUCAAACUGCACGAUUUUGCCUCUAUGACGCCGUCGACUAUACGCGCCUUCAAGUCCGUCGACCCGUCUGCGAAGAAACAAUCCGCCGCCCAAGAAGCACACUCCGUACACUACGUCGCAUUCAACCCACUGGCCCCGACCUAUGUGAUGGUUGUCUCUGCUACAGCGCAGCCGAGGAUUCUGAAUCGCGAUGGUGACACGAUUACUGAAUUUGUCAAGGGUGACAUGUAUCUGAGGGACCUACACAAUACCAAGGGCCAUAUUUCGGAGGUCACCAGCGGAGCAUGGAGCCCGACCGACGAGAAUUUAUGUGUGACGGCCGGAACGGACAGCACAGUGCGCAUCUGGGAUGCGAAUGUAGGAAGGGCACAAAAGGAAGUGAUUGUACACAAGUCCAAGAUGGCUGGAUCCGCUGGUCGGAGCAAAAUGACAGCCGUCGCGUGGGGCUCGCCCAAACAAGGAGGCCCUAAUGUCCUGAUCGGUGCUGCCCUUGAUGGGAGCUUGAUGAUGUGGGGUGGUGAUGGACCAUUUACCCGUCCCAGUGGUGAGGUUCGGGAUGCUCAUACCAAGGACACCUGGACGAGCGGCGUCGACAUCAGCUCCGAUGGCAGGCUGGUAGUCACUAAAGGCGGCGAUGACACCAUCAAGCUCUGGGACACGAGAAAAUUCAAGAAACCGAUUACGACUGUAUCCCAUCCGUCUAGUACCCGCUUCUCGACAUCGAACAUCAUCUUCUCCCCCUCCUCGGCGAAUGUGCUUACUGGCUCCGAGACUGGCCACCUGCAUAUCUUGAACCCUGCUACGCUGAGGCCAGAACUAGUAACGCCGAUUACCCCUGGAUCCCCGGUCGUCACUGUCCUAUGGCACGAGAAGAUGAACCAGAUCCUUACCGGUUCUGCCAAUGCCGAGACGCAUGUUCUCUACAACCCGAAUAUGUCGACCAAGGGCGCGGCCCUGGUUAUGUCCAAGGCGCCGAAGCGCCGCCACAUCGACGAUGACCCUAGUCUCACCAUGGAUCUCAGCCAGGGUCUCUCGGGAGACUCUGUUGUAGUGGGGUCGAACGGUGUUCCUCACUACAGCUCGUCUACUUGGUCUGCCCGCCACCCGACCGUUGGGUUGACGGCUUCGGGACGUCCCAAGGACCCUCGCAGACCUUACAUGCCGGCUGCUACUCCGUUUGCCAAAUCGCAACCGGACGAAAAGCAUAUUCGAGAGAACAUCCCUCUCAGUUCGAUGCGGGACGAAGAUCCUCGGGAGGCCCUGCUGAAAUAUGCGGACAAGGCUGAAAAGGAUCCAAUUUUCACCAAGGCGUGGAAGGAAACACAACCCACGCCUAUCUAUCGGGAGCUCAGCGAUGAUGAAGAACCGAAGCCGGACAAAAAGCGGGCAAAGAGGUAA
Aspergillus uvarum CBS 121591 is the source of this 2892-nucleotide messenger RNA. Its product is annotated as 26S protease regulatory subunit 4. The record is from RefSeq and is a predicted model, not a curated record. Bases 1 to 2892 code for a protein of 963 amino acids. Gene Ontology annotation, cellular component: site of double-strand break; nucleus. NCBI's taxonomy places the organism in Eukaryota, Fungi, Ascomycota, Eurotiomycetes, Eurotiales, Aspergillaceae. Gene Ontology annotation, biological process: regulation of DNA double-strand break processing. Gene Ontology annotation, molecular function: ATP binding; protein binding; ATP hydrolysis activity. The transcript has 3 exons.